Paramormyrops kingsleyae is the source of this 2656-nucleotide messenger RNA. Lineage: Eukaryota; Metazoa; Chordata; Actinopteri; Osteoglossiformes; Mormyridae. The record is from RefSeq and is a predicted model, not a curated record.
UAAGGAUAAGCUCCUGGUGUAUGUUUCAGAAAACGGAACAACCAGAGUCACAAGUAUAGUAAAAUGUUUUUUCAUAGUGGUAUUAAAUUACAGAGAAAGUCGAUGUAAUUUUAAAACCUCUCUACUUUCUGGAUUUGGAUUAAAACGGAGGAGCUCUGAUAUUGCGCACUGAAAAUGGAACACAAAGGAUUCACGAUAAAUGGUUCGAUCAGCUGCUGGAUUUUUUUCGUAUUUACGUUGUGUACCAGCCGUGGAGACAUAGGAUAUUCUAUCCCGGAGGAGAUGAGACGUGGUUCUGUGAUUGGAAAUAUUGUCAAGGACCUUGGGCUCGAUGUUAAAAGGCUAUCCGAUCGAAAUGUCCGUUUAGAUGCCGACAGGACCAGCAGAGGCUAUUGUGACAUAAAUCUGAGUACCGGCGAUUUGAUUGUAGCAGAGAGAAUAGACAGAGAGGAGCUUUGUGGAUCGAGAGUCUCGUGCACUUUAAAUUAUGAGCUGAUACUUGAAAUUCCGCUAGAACUACAUCGUAUAGUAAUACAAAUUGAGGACAUAAACGACAAUUCACCACAAUUUACAAAUGAUCGUAUUGAACUUGAGAUAAGAGAAUCGUCUUUAAAAGGCGCCCGUUUUCUCUUGGAUGAGGCGUAUGACCCAGACAUCGGGAAGAACUCAGUUGAAACGUAUGCUCUACAGAAUAAUGACCAUUUUGUGUUGAUUGUUAAUACAAACGUAGAUGGUGGAAAAUACGCUGAGUUGGUGUUAGAAAUAGAGCUGGAUCGUGAACAACAGCAAGAGAUUACACUAUUACUGACCGCCAGUGACGGUGGGACUCCGCAGAGAUCAGGUACAGCAGUAAUAUACGUCACUGUGUUGGAUGCUAAUGAUAAUUUACCCGUGUUUAGCCAAGCUGUGUAUAAAGUAAGUCUGCCUGAAAAUUCACCGUUAGAUUUUGUAGUGUUUACAGUUAGUGCUACGGAUGCAGACGAGGGACCGAACGGAGAAGUGACGUAUGAUUUCGGCCGUGUUUCAGAGAAAGUGAAGAGAUUAUUUUCAGUAAACAAGAAAACAGGGGAUAUUAAAACAAUGGGGAAUCUCGACUUUGAAGAAGAAUCUUACUAUGAAAUGCAAAUUCUGGCUAAAGACGGAUCAGGUUUAGCAACGAAUUCCAAAGUCGUAGUCGAAAUUACCGAUGUGAAUGACAACGUGCCGGUAAUAUUUCUUAAGUCACCGAACAACCCCGUUCCCGAAAACGCAUCACCUGGUACAGAAGUAUGUAUUAUUAAUGUGCAAGAUAACGACUCUGGUCAAAAUAAAAAUAUUCGCUGCUCAAUUCAGCUAAAUGUUCCAUUUAAAUUAGUACCGUCAAUUAAAAAUUAUUAUUCAUUGGUAACAACCAGCGAGCUGGAUCGUGAGGUAGUGACAGAUUACAAUAUAACAAUCACUGCCACCGACGAGGGAUCUCCACCGUUGUCCUCAUCGAAGACAAUUCAGUUAUCGGUGUCAGACGUUAAUGACAACUCACCUGUGUUUGACAAGCAAUCCUACAGCGCUCAAGUGACUGAAAAUAACAAACCCGGAUCCUCUAUUUGCUCUGUUACGGCGAGAGACCCGGAUUGGAGACAGAACGGCACAGUCUUCUAUUCCCUGUUACCCAGUGAGGUUAAUGGGGUUCCGGUGUCCUCGUUUUUAUCCAUUAACGGAGACACGGGGGUGAUCCAUGCUGUGAGAUCAUUUGAUUACGAGCAGUUCAGAAGCUUCAAAGCCCAGGUUGUAGCCAGAGACAAUGGUUCGCCUCCGCUCAGCAGCAACGUGACUGUGAGCGUCCACAUGACAGACCAGAAUGAUAACUCCCCGCUGAUAUUAUACCCGGCUCCUGCAGGGAGCUCCAUCAUGACUGAGAUGGUCCCCAGAGCUGCUCCAGCGGGCUCCCUGGUUUCCAAGGUGAUCGCCGUGGAUGCUGACUCUGGCCAGAACGCGUGGCUGUCAUAUCAGAUCGUUAAAUCCACCGAUCCGGGACUUUUCAGUAUCGGACAAUAUAGCGGAGAGAUCAGGGCUCAGCGGGACAUUGUUGGUACUGACAGCAUGAAGCAGAACCUUGUUAUUUUGGUGAAGGACAACGGACAUCCGUCUCUUUCUGCGACUUGUACAGUAUAUUUAGUAAUUUCAGAUAACUUGUCUGACCUUCCCGAGGUUAAAAAUGCGUCUUAUGAGGAGCCCAGUUCUAAAUUGACCACAUAUUUGAUCAUCGCCCUUGUCUCCGUGUCCACCUUUUUCCUCACCUUCAUCAUUCUCGUUGUGGCCGUGAGGUUGUGUCACAGGAGGAAACCUCGGAUGCUGUUUGACGGCGCAGUCGCCAUUCCCAGUGCGUAUUUGCCGCCCAACUACGCAGAUAUGGAGGGAGCGGGAACUCUGCGCAGCUCUUAUAAUUAUGACACGUACCUGACAACGGGCUCGCGCACCAGUGACUUCAAGUUCGUCACAUCUUACAAUGACACUCUGCAAGUGGACCAUACUGUGAGGAAGAGUCCAGGUGAUCCAGGUGGAGAGGAUAUAACAGAGCGGAUGGAGAGACGACAAUGCAAUGAGUCAAUAGAUCCUCCACACCAUUGUUAGUCUACAUGUUGGGAAACUCACAGCAAUCCCGGAUUCUCGAAAACGA